AUGGGAACUCCCUUUAUUACCUUCGUUGCGCCCAGCAACCUUGAGGGCUACAAGCGUGGUGCUCCUCUACAAGAACAACCGCCAAGUAUCUCGCAGAACUUCCUGGAUGCGAUGGAGGUUCGCGAAGCGGUCUUUGUAGAGGAACAAAAGGUCCCUGUCGAGAACGAAUUUGAUAACGAUGAUCCACGUUCAUGUCACUGGGUCGUAUACGCGAGUAUCAACAAGGUGGAAACACUAGAGAUUCGCGAUGAAGACGGCAACGUCAUGCACCCGAGAAAGAGCUCGACACGUUCAACCCCGAUUGGAACAAUAAGACUUGUGCCAUUCCCCCACGACCCUCAUCCCGAGAAUGGCGGGAAGUACUGGAACGGUGUCUUGCAAGACGAGAACGGGGAUAAGAACGGCCACAAAAAUGGAGAUGCGUCGGAAACCUCUACAGAGAAGCCAUACAUUAUGGACCGAAAGACAACUUUUCACAACGGGCAGGAGCCGUACGUGAAACUAGGUCGUCUGGCAGUCAUUGAGGAGUUUCGAGGACGCCGCAUCGCUGGCCUACUCGUGACCACAGUUCUCAGCUGGCUGAGAGACAACCCCUCGUAUUUCGAUCCCAGUGUUACAGAGUCUGGUCUUAGUCAACUCGAUCCGGUGAUUGGAACUGAAUUAAAGAUACCCCAAUGGGCAGGGCUCGUAUGUGUUCACGCGCAGAAGCAGGUCGUGGAUUUCUGGAAGAAAUGGGGCUUCGAGGUGGAUGAGGAUAUGGGCACUUGGUGGGAAGAGGGCAUGCCCCAUGUUGGUAUGUUUCAACGACUGGAAACCGGACAGAAGACGGUUCGACUAGAUUAG
This is a messenger RNA of Fusarium pseudograminearum CS3096, 843 nucleotides long. RefSeq lists its product as uncharacterized. Gene Ontology annotation, molecular function: acyltransferase activity, transferring groups other than amino-acyl groups. The transcript has a single exon. Bases 1 to 843 code for a protein of 280 amino acids. The record is from RefSeq and is a predicted model, not a curated record. Lineage: Eukaryota; Fungi; Ascomycota; Sordariomycetes; Hypocreales; Nectriaceae.